UAAAUCCAAUCACCAAAAGAACCCACUCGGCAUCCGGAGCCUGACAUCUGCGUACCGACGUGCAAGCUGACUAGUCCACCUUUUACCUCAACUUUAACGCUCAACCGCGCCAAAUAGGUAACCCGUCUCUUUUCUCAACCGUGACAGCCGCAACGGUGCAGUCUUGGCAACUAACUAUAAAUCCUUGAAUAUACCCUUCUGGCUACUUAUAGCGACUUUUGACCCGCGUCCGCCGCUUACGCCAUUCAUGAAGUAAGGCCAAAGAGUAAGUAGCCAACUGCUAGGAAAGCUUGAACAUCGGCAGACAAUGGCAGUCAACGGGCAGCAGACGACGUCCAACUCGGCAUGCUCAGACGAUGAGUUCUGGUUAUUUGGUUACGGGAGCUUGAUUUGGAAGCCUCCGCCACACGUUGACCGCAGAAUCCCCGGCUGGGUUACAGGAUAUGUUCGGCGAUUCUGGCAGGCAAGCCAAGACCACCGCGGCACCCCAGAAGCCCCUGGAAGAGUCGUAACCCUAAUCGAGCGCUCCUUCUGGUCCAGCCUCGUCGACUCCCACGCCUCGGCCCCCGACAAAGUCUGGGGUGUAGCCUACCGGAUCAAAGCAUCCAAAGUCGCCGAGGUGAAGGACUACCUCGACAUCCGGGAGAUCAACGGGUACACUAUCCACUACACGCCAUUCCAGCCGGCCGACGGAUCCGUCCCGAUCCAAACCCUCGUCUAUAUCGGCACGCCGGACAAUGAACAGUUCACGGGCCCGCAGGAGCCGCAGGCACUGGCGGAGCACAUCGCUCGGAGCGAGGGGCCGAGCGGGCUGAACCGGGACUAUCUCUUGGGAUUGGAGAAGGCGCUGAACGAACUGAGCCCCGAGAGCGGUGAUGCGCAUGUCACGGAUUUGUCGGAUCGCGUCAGGGCGAUCGAGGCAGCCGCCCGAGGUAGCAAGGGGACGGAGGAUGGAGGUCCCAAAGUCAGCAGGGUUGCUGAAUCGUCGCCCGGGUCGCAUGAUUUCCACAUGGCUACCAUAGUGGACACGCAGGAGGAGACGGAGAAAGUAUGAGAGUUGUUUACGUGGUAAAACUCAACAAGAUAGAGUAGGGGGAAGGAUGCGAGGGCGGU
Messenger RNA from Pseudomassariella vexata, 1113 nucleotides. RefSeq names its product cation transport regulator-like protein. The transcript has 5 exons. NCBI's taxonomy places the organism in Eukaryota, Fungi, Ascomycota, Sordariomycetes, Amphisphaeriales, Pseudomassariaceae. Gene Ontology annotation, biological process: glutathione catabolic process. Bases 308 to 1054 code for a protein of 248 amino acids. Gene Ontology annotation, molecular function: glutathione specific gamma-glutamylcyclotransferase activity; gamma-glutamylcyclotransferase activity. The record is from RefSeq and is a predicted model, not a curated record. Gene Ontology annotation, cellular component: cytoplasm.